This is a messenger RNA of Aspergillus pseudoviridinutans, 1980 nucleotides long. Its product is annotated as putative HET domain protein. The transcript is spliced from 2 exons. The coding region runs from base 1 to 1980 and encodes 659 amino acids. Lineage: Eukaryota; Fungi; Ascomycota; Eurotiomycetes; Eurotiales; Aspergillaceae. The record is from RefSeq and is a predicted model, not a curated record.
AUGCCGCUUUGCGAGACCUGUGACUCUCUUGAUCUUGAGCAAGAUGAUCUUACGGAUUCUGGUAUCAAGUUAGGACCGUUCAAAGACCUGCUUACGAGAGCCGAAAAUGGCUGCGACGCAUGCGAAUUCUUCUGCAACGUGUUGCAGACGUCUACUCGAUGGACGACGAGGCUCGAUGAGCUUGCCGAGCGAGUGAUCUUUCUGGACAGUUCCCGCUUGGACGCGAGGAAGCCGACGAAGCUUGGUAACUGCACUUAUUGUGCGGACGACUUGUGUCUGGACCAGUGCGUUUCAGAAGAUUAUGAGGGCCCACUAGACGAGGAGGUCGAUCGUGUUCGUCGCAUCCCCGUCGACCUAAGGGACGAGAAGUGCUUUAGUCGAGUUCAAGCUUGGACUGCUGAAUGUGCGGCCCAUAGUACCUGUUCCAAGCCCUUGCCAGUUAAACUGCCGGAGAAUAUCAUUGAGAUCCCAGCAGAUCCUGCAGUUUCUCCCAGGCUGUGUUCGUCGAACGGUAGAUCAGGUUCUUACAUGGUUUUGAGCUACUGCUCCGGGGAUUUCGAGUCUUUGAUUCAGCGAGAGUCGGGUAAGACCGUCUUCUCGGCUCCAAUAGAUGUGCCUUCCCUGUCGAAGACUUUGGCAGACGCGAUAGAAAUCGCACGCAAGCUAGGGUAUCAAUAUCUGUGGACCCGAAGCCUUUGUACUUCCAGAGAGGAAUGGGGCAGCGAUCCGGCUCGAAUUGCAGAAAUAUACGGUCAAGCGGCUUUGAUGCUUUCAGCGGAAGUUGCGGAGGACGCAGGCUCAGGAAUUUUCCAUGGCAGACGGGUAUUCUAUUCUCCUGCACUAGGUCGCAACAAAGACAAAUACCUCCGGCGGCGACUCCUGCGGUGGGCAUCCGAUAUUGAGGAGUCACCGCUGGUGGGACGGGGAUGGGAGAUUGUCGAAAGAAUGCUAGCUCCGCGAGUUUUACAUGUCACGAGGCGUCAAUUGAUCUGGGAGUGUGCUUCUGGGUUUCAGUUCGAGGCCUCUGGAAUUGUCGACAAAAAGACAGGCUCCGGGCAAAUUCGACAACGCUACGUCAAGGGAGUCGUGCAGCCGUACAUCGACAGGCCUUUCCAAGGUCAAACAAAGGAAGCCGGUGACGUUGGGGACGAGGUGGCCAUCAGCAAGCGAGUGGCACGACUCGAGGCCUGGCAUCGGUGUGUAGACGCCUUUUCAAAGGGAUCAGUCAAUGUGCCAUCCGACAAACUACUCGCCAUGGCUCCCCUCGCAGCCGCCAUCAAUGACGGCUCUUUGGGCGAGUAUAUCGCGGGCAUUUGGAGCAGUGACAUCGCCUUCGGGCUUGGUUGGUCACGGCCCUACGGUGUUUUACGUCCAGCAAUGGAGUACAGAGCUCCAAGCUGGAGCUGGGCCAGCGUAGAUGGUGCAGUGAGCUCGUGUGCUCUGGCGUGGCCCGAGAAUCUAAUGCAGGAGCAUGCUAAGGAUCCCUCCUGGCUGAAGCAAUACCGGCCAAUACUGGUAUCUCACUACAUUACUCUUGCCGAUCCCCAACGCCCGUAUGGCUACGUCCUGGACAGAUCCCACAUCCUCGUGGAGGGUUCUUGCAUUGGAUUUAAGACACUUACCCGAAGACUACACGGCAAAGAAGCUUUUGGCCUGACUUUGGUCCUAGAUCAGUCACAGAUAUUCGAUUGUCCAUGCUGCAUUCCCAGGUCCGUUGAUACCCAAAAGGCAGAGCGGGACAAGUUCGGCAGCGAAAUCGAGCACUAUUUUUGUAUGGUUAUACAAGGGGACGCAUGGCGGGUAGAGGAAGGCUGGAGUCCCCAUCGUGGAUUUUGCGAUCUUCUCAUUCUAAAACCUUUGGACGAAGCGGAGGUUCUCAUGAGAGUAGGAUUUCUGCGGAUUUCUGUUAGAUCAUCGACUGAUCCACAUACGGCCUUUGAUGCGCUGCCCUGGGAAAGACGGAAGUUGAAACUGGUCUGA